AUUAAUUACUGAAUUAAUAUUGUGGUGGUUUUAUAGAGAAGAGAUAAUAUGGGUUUAUGUGGUAAGUUGGUAGCCCAAAUAGAGAUCAAGUCUGGUGGUGAUGUGUUUCAUGAACUCUUCAGAAACACACCACAUGACAUACCAAACAUCAGUCCUGGUUGUAUACAGGGUUGUGGUUUGCAUCAAGGUGAUUGGGGCACUGUAGGCUCUAUCUACCUCUGGAAUUAUAUCCAUGAUGGGAAAGCAUGUGUUGCGAAAGAGCUCAUCGAAUCCAUAGAUGAGGAAAAGAAGUCCAUCACUUUCAAGGUCGUUGAAGGAGAUCUCCUGAAGCUUUACAAGAACUUCUCUGUAACGUUUCAUGUUGAUACAAAGGGUGAAAACAACUUGGUGACAUGGACCUUUGAAUAUGAGAAGCUGAGUGACAAUGUCCCAUAUCCAACCACAUUGAUGGACGUCUGCAUUGCUCUCACCAAAGACAUUGAAACUCAUCACCUCAAGAAGAAAUAGGCAAAAAGUCCUAUCUAUAUAUAUAUAUGUCAUUGUGGUCCCAAAUAUAUUUAUGUAUAAUAAAAGUUUGGGAGUUCCUCUUAUGAAUUAUAUGUAUGUGCUAUUAAUAAAUAGUGUGCGAGGGUGUGGAGAAACUAGUACCUGCAAGAAUGUCUUGCAUAUGGGUGGUGCUUGUGUAUGAAAGUGUGUAUCUGCUAAUAAAUUGUGUGUACGUUUAUGGUUUAAUGUAUAAUUACUUG
Molecule: messenger RNA, 746 nt
Organism: Cornus florida
Lineage: Eukaryota; Viridiplantae; Streptophyta; Magnoliopsida; Cornales; Cornaceae
Product: kirola-like
Exons: 2
Coding region: 49-507 (152 amino acids)
Biological process (GO): defense response
Source: RefSeq, a predicted model, not a curated record